This is a messenger RNA of Entamoeba histolytica HM-1:IMSS, 1857 nucleotides long. Its product is annotated as Sec24 protein, putative. The transcript has a single exon. Bases 1 to 1857 code for a protein of 618 amino acids. The record is from RefSeq and is a predicted model, not a curated record. Gene Ontology annotation, molecular function: SNARE binding; zinc ion binding. NCBI's taxonomy places the organism in Eukaryota, Evosea, Mastigamoebida, Endamoebidae. Gene Ontology annotation, biological process: intracellular protein transport; endoplasmic reticulum to Golgi vesicle-mediated transport; COPII-coated vesicle cargo loading. Gene Ontology annotation, cellular component: COPII vesicle coat; endoplasmic reticulum exit site.
AUGAAUCGUAUUGAAUGUAGUAUGAAUAGUAUUCCUUAUACUGAACUUCAAAGAGCAAAAGUUGGAAUACCUCUUUAUUUUGUUUAUACUCCAUUAUGUAAUGAAGUCAAUAGAUAUGAUAUUCCAACCAUAUCACGAUGUAGAGGAUGUAAAGGAUAUAUGAAUAAAUAUAACAAUUGGAUUGUUGCAGGAAGGACGUGGAAAUGUUGUUUAUGUGGACAUAUCAAUACGGAGUUAACUGAACGAUAUCUUCAAUUAACACAAGAAAGAAUUCAAGAAUAUCCAGAGUUAAUAGUUGAUGCAUUAGAAAUAAAAACUGAUAGUAAUUAUACUAGAAGACCAAUGCAAGGGAAUUGUAUUUUAUUUGCUAUUGAUCAAUUAUAUUUUGAAUCAGUUAAAGACAUCUUAAUAAAUAUUAUUCAAAAGAUACCUAAUAAUACUCGAAUUGGAGUAAUGAUUUAUAGUGAUAAAAUAACAUUAUUUAAAUACCAUAAUAGUCAUUAUAGUAUUGAUGUUUUUAGUGAAGAUGCAAUAGAACUUAUUAAUGAUAUUAAUUUAUAUUUACCAUCUAUUGAAACAAUCAAAUCUGAAAUUAUAGAUAAUAUAAGAAAAUAUAAUGAUGAACAAAAUUAUGUUGGAUGUUGUUUUGGGAAUGCAAUGAAAACAAUCAAUUUUCUACUCAAAAACUAUGGAGGAAAAGUCAUUUGUUUAAAUGGAAGUCAUCCAACAAAAGGAGAAGGAAAAUUAAAUCCAUUAACAAAUGAUUUUAAAACAUUUAAAUCUAGUCAUGAUCCUUUUUAUGAUGAAUUAGCUAUAGAAAUGAAUAAUAAUAUGAUUACUAUUGACAUGUUCUUUAACUUAAGGAAUGCAUUUGAUACAGCAACACUCUCAGAUUUUGCAAGAAGAACUGGAGGAAGAGUUUAUGUUUGUAAUUCAAAUGAAGAAUUAUUUCAAACAAUGAUAAAUGACAUUUUACAAAGUUAUCGUCAUGAGGCAGUAUUUAGAAUUCGAUCAACACAUAACUUAGCAACAAAAAAACGAUAUGGGAAUUAUAAUCUAAGAAAUAAUGACUUAAUUGCAGUUCCAUGUAUUGACCCAACGUCAUGUUUUGUUAUUGAUUAUGAAAUAUUACCAAUAUCUAAUAUAACAAAUACAUAUAUUCAAACAGUAUUUCUUUAUACAAAUCAAAAUAAAGAAAGAAUGCUACGAAUAGAAACAAUGAAAAUACCACAAAAUAGUCAACCAGAAAUUAAUGCAAGGGGACUUACUAUUGCUUGUAAUAUUAUUUCAUCAACAAUUGGAAUUAAAGAAGGACUUAAAGAAGCAAAGGAAUAUCUUAUAAAUAUAGCAAAGAAAAUUCCUAAAUAUUGUUCUCAAAGAAAUGAGGCGAUUUAUUAUUUAUAUUGUCUAACAAAAACACCACAAAUGAAUAAAAAAGGAUAUGUUUGUGCUGGGAUUUUAAGAACAAUAAUUGGAAAAGGAGAAUUUCCAAUACCAGUGAUGUAUGUUAUUGAUGGAAAUGGGAAUUAUCGUUCAGUUACAUUAUCAGGUCAAGAAGUAAAGAAUUGUCUUGUACUUCUUAUUAUUGGAGAACAAAUGAUUAUUGGAGUUGAUAGGUUAUUAGAAAAGAAAAUGAUUAAAUCAUGUUUUGGAGUUUCUACAAUAACUGAAAUUGCAAAUAAUAGUUUAAUUUCAGAAGAAGAUAAUGUAAUUGCAAUAACUAUGAGAAAAUUAAUAUCUUCUAUUGGAAAAAAGAUAAUUACAAUUGACUGUAGUGAUAGAUGGAAAGAAUGGUUAAUAGUAGAAGAUAAUUAUCAUGAUGGAUGGACAUAUCAAAAAUUUUUAAAUAUACUUUAA